This is a messenger RNA of Hyaloscypha bicolor E, 720 nucleotides long. RefSeq lists its product as uncharacterized. Gene Ontology annotation, biological process: GPI anchor biosynthetic process. The record is from RefSeq and is a predicted model, not a curated record. Gene Ontology annotation, cellular component: endoplasmic reticulum membrane. The coding region runs from base 1 to 720 and encodes 239 amino acids. Lineage: Eukaryota; Fungi; Ascomycota; Leotiomycetes; Helotiales; Hyaloscyphaceae. The transcript is spliced from 2 exons.
AUGGCCAGCACAAGUCCAACAAAGACAACAGUCCCUGCCAAACUCUCAAUGCCAGUCGAGCUUCUGCCAACCGACCUUGCUCGAAUCGUCUCUCAAGCUCAUCCAGUGCUCCUCCUUUCUGCUUAUUAUCUCCGCUUCCCGGCUCUGGUCGCAGACCCAGUCUCUACAUUACUGGAUUCAUUACUGCCCCUGGCAGCCAUUCAGAUAGCCUAUGCUUUCAUCUGUCUCCCAGCAGUUGGAACGACCUCAAAGCCCGUGGAGAAAGCCAAGUCCGGAGAAAAGAAAAAGACGCCUGAAGCGUCCAGCGCGAAGGCCCUCACGGUCAUUUAUGCCAUUCUUCUCUCUCUCAUAUCCGUUCCCGUCCUAGCAGCUGUCCAGGUCCUCUUCGGCGCUCCGAUCACUACGCACAUCCCUCAUACUCUCCUAAGUUCAGCAUAUGUCGCCUUACUAGCUAUCUUUCCUCUCAUAUACGUGCACGGAUCUGAUGGGGCGAAGUGGAGAGAGAUAGCUUCUGUGUAUAGCCCAAUUGAUGAAGUGUUCGGGGCAUCUGUUGGUUGUUUCCUGGGAGCUUGGUUGGGUGCUGUGCCCAUUCCGUUGGAUUGGGACAGAGAAUGGCAGAAGUGGCCGGUUACAAUCGUCACUGGUGCUUAUGCUGGGUACAUGGUUGGGAAGCUGGCUGGAGGGUGGUUGUUGAAAGGGAAGAGGAUUGAGUUCGACUGA